UUACAAAAUUGGAAACCGAUGCCGUUUUGAGAAUCGUAAAGUUCUCUGCUUUAGGUCAAUCUCUCUCUCUCUCUCUCGCCACGGCGACUCACUGUGUGGAGUUCGAUAGUUCAGACAAAAUCUCGAAGCUUUCAAAUUUGGGCAUCAUGACGGAGUAUAAGGAGGAACAGGAGAUGGAGAUUGAAGCUCUCGAAUCUAUUCUUGCUGAUGACUUCAAAGAGAUUCAUUCUAGUGAAAGUGGGCUUAAUACUUCAAACCGAUGCUUUCAGAUUACAGUGACUCCUCAGGAUGAUGAUCUAGAGGAGUCAUCAUCAAUUCCACCAGGUUACUACUACUCUUUUAAGAAUAAGAUCCCUUUGCUAUAUCAUAUGCUUCUUCUGUGGUUUUUCUCAGUCUUAGAUCUCUUAAUUUGUCUUGCAGUUCAGCUGGGUUUGGUUUUCUCCCACACAGAAAACUACCCGGACGAGGCACCUCUUUUGGAUGUUAAAAGUAUUCGAGGAAUCCAUGUUGGUGACCUCACCAUCUUAAAAGAGAAGCUUGAACAGGAGGCAACUGAAAAUCUUGGUAUGGCCAUGAUGUAUACAUUGGCCUCAUCAGCCAAAGACUGGUUGUCUGAACACUAUGGGCAAGAUGAUGGGGAUGACUAUGCCGAGGAAGAAGCCGCCAAAGAGGAUGAGGUUAUCGUUCCUCAUGGAGAACCUGUUACGCUGGAGACAUUUGUGGCAUGGAGAGAGAGAUAUGAGGCAGAGCUUGCACUUGAGCGAGCCAAGCUGAUGCCAGAGUCUGCUCUUACGGCUCCUAAGGAGAAGAAGCUUACAGGAAGACAGUGGUUCGAGAGUGGCAAAGCGAGAGGAACAGUGGUCACUGCUGAUCAAGAAUCGGAGGACGAAGAUGAUGAAGACAUUGACUUUGAAGACGAAGACUUUGAAGAUGAUGAAGAAGAUAUGCUUGAGCACUAUUUGGCGGAGAAAUCUGAUGCAAGGGCCUGAAGCUAGGGAGCCUUAUAUAAUGAUUGUUAAAGCUCUUUUCUGGAUAGAGAUCAUGAUGCAAGAGACUGACCAGCAUUCAAUCUCCAUAUCCACAGUUUUUUCCCAGCUUUGAUCUGCUCAAGAGUACCUGGAGACUUACAUUUGUCUUUAUCUUAUAAAAUCACCGUCUGUUCAUUUAUAAGAACAAAUUAUAAGAGAAUGCUACUGUUUUUGUAACUUCUUUUGUUUAGGAUCAGCGCAAAUCAGAUCAAAUCCUAAAAGACAAACAGUUGAAUCUUA
This is a messenger RNA of Brassica napus (rape), 1268 nucleotides long. RefSeq names its product RWD domain-containing protein 1. NCBI's taxonomy places the organism in Eukaryota, Viridiplantae, Streptophyta, Magnoliopsida, Brassicales, Brassicaceae. Gene Ontology annotation, molecular function: protein binding. Bases 147 to 989 code for a protein of 280 amino acids. The transcript has 10 exons. The record is from RefSeq and is a predicted model, not a curated record. Gene Ontology annotation, biological process: cytoplasmic translation.